Messenger RNA from Blastomyces dermatitidis ER-3, 1550 nucleotides. RefSeq lists its product as uncharacterized. NCBI's taxonomy places the organism in Eukaryota, Fungi, Ascomycota, Eurotiomycetes, Onygenales, Ajellomycetaceae. The record is from RefSeq and is a predicted model, not a curated record. The transcript is spliced from 5 exons. Gene Ontology annotation, cellular component: TRAPPIII protein complex. The coding region runs from base 140 to 1189 and encodes 349 amino acids.
ACGUAAUGCUGUUUGUGUGGCAAUACUUGUCAUUUAUUAUAGUCAUAUAACUACUAAACUAAUCUGUGUGAAAUUGUUACAAAAUUUCAUUCAAAAUUACAUAGCAAAUCCCCUAUGACUAUUGCAUGAAAUCCUCCGCAUGGCUCGGCCUCGCGCUCUCUCUGGGGCGGCUGAAGUGGCCAAGGAGCCCCAUUCAGUUUCACUGAAAGUCUUACGACUCUCACGACCCUCUCUAUCAUACCAAUAUCCGCUCCCGAGUGAAAACGAAAAGGUCCCUCUUAAAGCGUCACUCAGCUACCCUUCUGAUAGCUCCGACAGUCAAUUCGUUCUCUGUCCAAAUGUUACCCUCCCCCCAGCAUUUGGAUCUGCGUAUGUGGGCGAAACAUUUUCCUGCUCACUAUGUGCAAACAAUGAACUCCCUCUCUAUACCGAAAACCGGGUUGUGAGCUCCGUUCGGAUAAUAGCAGAAAUGCAGACACCAUCUCAAGUCGUUUCCUUGGAACUGUCCCCGACAGGGGAAGAUUCUCAGUCUAGUGGAUUGGCAAUAGCUCAAUCUUUGCAAAAGAUAGUUCGAUUUGAUUUAAAGGAAGAAGGAAAUCAUGUCCUUGCUGUUAGCGUUAGUUAUACAGAAACAACUUUGGCUCAACGGGAUCAAGAAAUGGCUCCUGGUAUUGGUGGCGCUGGCGCAACUCAGGCGGCAAGUGGACGAGUACGCACGUUCCGGAAGCUCUACCAGUUCAUUGCCCAGCCAUGUUUAAGUGUACGAACAAAGGCGACAGAACUAUCACCUCUCGAAGUAGACAAUAGAGCGCUUGGUCCCUAUGGAAAGACGCGAUUACUGAGAUAUGCACUUGAAGCGCAACUAGAGAACGUUGGCGAUGGAGCGAUAUCUCUUGGAUCGACUACUCUUAAUCCAAAACCACCUUUCAAGUCAAGGUCGCUAAACUGGGACUUUGAACGAUCCGAUUCACCGAGUGUGGGACCGCCCACGCUAAACCCUCGUGAUGUUCUUCAAGUUGCAUUCUUGGUGGAACAAGAGCAUGGACAGCAGGAGGGCCUCGAAGACCUGCAGAAGGAUAUAAGUCGAGAUGGCCGGACUAUCCUUGGGCAGUUGUCUAUUGAAUGGCGAGGCAGCAUGGGAGAUAGAGGCUUUUUAACCACGGGGAAUCUUAUGACAAAGAGACGGUGAUAUCAUGUAGCAAACUCUAGGAAUAUGAAUUCAAUUGCUUUGGAAGAUUUGUUGAUCUAUUAGCUACUUAGGUUUCAAGUAAAUUAAGUGCGUUGGACAGUACAAGACAGAGUAGAGAUAUGUGCAGUAUAUACGCGAACAUCCUGACUUCGGUGUACCGAAGGACUGGCCAUCGUGUCGGAUGAGCUAGACAAAACUCACAAUCUAUCGUCCCCGCUAGACCUGCGCCAUCCUGUAACAACAUGACUCUUGUAUGGGAAAUACCUGUUAGCCUCUGCAUAUUCAUUUGUCGAUUUCCAGCUGGCAACUGCACCUCACGCCAUUCUAGUAGAUAUCUAUAAUCUCAAAGCUGAUUCAGGAG